UGUUUGAUGUGUAUUUAGUUGGUAUUUGAUUUGUGUGUGUGUAGAUACGACCACAAUACUCUGAAUCACUGUCGUCUCUCUAAUGUUAGGGAUUCAGCGAGCAUGUUCUGUAAAUAUUUAUUUUUUUAAGAUGUACAUUUAUUUUGACUAGCAGAAAGGUUUGGAUCAACAAUUUCAAGUUUUCGUUAGACAUCAUACGUGUCUGUAGAUUGCCAGAAACAUAUUGAAACUAACCAAUCCUCUAGCAGAUGUCAUUAAAAAUGAACUAUGCGUCGGGGCUAUAUUAAACAGAGUUCAUUUGAUAAUUAGCUAUGUGAUUGAUGUAGGUGUGAUGAAUAUAAACGAAAAAAAAAAGCUGUAAGCCACAGUGUUAAGUUUGUGAGGGAUAGAAACCGCAUCUGUCAAACAGCAUUGCUAACAAUUAUCUGAAAGUUGGAGUCGCCUCAUCAUCAUCAUCAUCAUCAUCUUCAUCAUUUUGUGAAAGUGUGUGACUGUGUAUGAACAAUCUAGUUGAACUUUACUUGGUCGAGUGAGCGUCUAAUAAAAAUGUGUAGAACGGGGUCAGCAGAAACACAUGCAGUGAAUGUAGAAUGUAAAUGUCAAGAUAAUCCUAACCAGCUGCUGUUGGUCACAAUAUCGAUCCUAUAUUACUGCAGGCGAAAGUGAGAUGUGUAAUUACACAUCUGUUGCAUUACACAGUAGGCUAUGCUGUCAAUGACUAUACUAACACAUUGUUUGUUUGUUUUUUUCGUUUUGGAAUACAGACACAGCUUCUAACAAGGACAUGUUACAACGUCUGUUUCAGCUUCUAACAAGGACAUGUUACAACGUCUGUUUCAGCUUCUAAUAAGGACAUGUUACAACGUCUGUUUCAGCUUCUAACAAGGACAUGUUACAUCGUCUGUUUCAGCUUCUAACAAGGACAUGCUACAACGUCUGUUUCUGCGAAAGACGUCCUCAACACUGUUGAGUUAAAACGUUUUAAAGAAGGCCUUUCAAUACUUCUCCAAUAACGUUUUAAUCAAUGUUGAAUUUUGUAUAACCACCAAAGGAUGUUUGAUCUGAUCACGUCACUACUGCUGUUUCAAAUAUGUACAAAUAUUGUCAAGGCAGAGUCUACGUUUAUUCUACAAGAGUACCAACAGAAUGCCAGUGUCACUUCUUGCACUGAGGGACUUAUUAGCUCUGUCGACAAGAUAGUCUAUAACACAUCUAUAUACCUCUCCAGGUUUGAUCAAAGCGUCAGAUUCUUUGCUUAUGAUAUAAGCAAGUCAGAUGAAGAAUUCCAUACAGUAUGUUUUCUGAAAAUACCCAAUCAAUGUAACAGCUAUGAGUACAACCAUAUUUGCUACUGUGAGCCCACAUUUGACACUACAAUCUACAAUAUGCUAGUGAACGUUACUUCUGAGAACUCGUACAAGAUGUUGAGGUUUGCUGCGACAUUGAAUGAUUACACCAAACUGUAUUCAGAGCCAAAGAAACUUCCUCGAAUUGUGGAUAAGGCUAAAUUCACCAUGAGACUAUUCAUCAACAAUGAAGAAAUGGAUGUCACCAACUGCUCUGCAACUGUCAACAGUUCUCAGCUGAACAUAACUAGCAAAUGUGUAGACACACCCUCACCUUGCUGGUUGGAAGCAUUUGAUACAAUAAGAAACCAAAGCUUGCUUCAAUCGGAACAAUCAUUAGAAGUUUUACAUGAGUUCAGCAAGUCUACGCAAGAGGAGAUAGAGCUUAGACAAAACGUCUGUCACCUGAAAUACGUUGGUGUGGUUUAUUGUACUAUUCGAAUAGAAUACCAGGAAGAGUACCAGGUAAAGACUGUUGCUCUAAUCGUCAUUGUCACAUCUAUUACCGUGAUAAUCGCUUUAGGAGUAUUAAUAAUUGUAAUCAAGAAAAGUAAGAAUGGAGUACAUAGUAUAUUCAGAAAAGGCAGGCCCGAGAAAGUGGAGACGGAUACAAUGUUAAACUCUGCAAGUUGCUAAUGCUAAGAUAAUUGCUGUGUUGAACUUUCCAGGUUUGGCUUUCUACAGGGACCAGUGUAAUUAUGCACUAUUACCGUAUGUUUACCCAGAUAAUAGGGUAACAUUGUAACAUUCAGGAUUGUGACGAAGCUUUUAGACACGUAUAUUAAUGUGCUCUUUAUACCACUAAACUUGUUACAAACAAACUCACGAAUGCCGUUUAGGGUACUAGUUUUAAUCGUUAAAACUUGUAUCCAUUUUUAUUUAUAUAAUUAGGUAUGCUAUAAAUUUAUAUUUAAAGCUUCUCUAAUUUUUUUUUGUAUUUCGAACUGGACCAAAAUAAGAAAAAGCUAUAAAAAUGUACGUAAUUCUUCUAAUUUAUAUUUAUAACAUCCGAAUAUUUUUAGCGGCCCCUAAAUGGGUAAUAGACGCUAUUAGUUUGUGUGGUCUUUCUUUCCGUCAGUUCACCCGUCCGUCCGUCCUGUUUAGAUCGCGUAAAGUAGAAAAGAUAUUGAAAAUCAGACAUCAUGAUAUUUUAGACCUUUUAUAUUUCUCAUGCAACGGCUAUUUUUUUCUUUUCUCAAAGCGAAAAAUUAAAUUUUUUAAAUCAACUAUGUAAGCAGAUUCUUUAUAAAAAUCACCAUUAUUCACUAUUAAUUGUAACAAACACUGGAGGCUAUUUGGUAAGGGGGAUAAUAAUUUACCAUAUUUUUAACGUAUUUAUGCAAACGAUUUUAGAUUGUUGCUAAUUUUAUUUUUACAAAUAUAUUAUAAAGUUAUGUAAGUUCUGUCAUACUACUAAUAAUAAUAAGGCUUGUCUUCGAGUCCGAAGAUUAAUGAGGAAUGCAGUAUUUCCCGUGGCUGCGCAGCCCCAGCUUUGAACUACAUAUUUUGCCAAAUCCAGGACAAGCAUAGGCCUACUAACUACUAAAUUCUAUAUAGAAAAUUUCUAUUCAAUAUGCAUAUGCGUGAAACAAAAUUUAUUUUAAAUACCAAUUAAUAAGUAGUUUUCUCAUAUUAUCACGUGAGCUGCACGGAGAUGUUGUUUUUUUUUUUUUUUGAGGCUUCGAAUAAGAGAUUGACCCUUUACAAAACAACUAGAUCCAUUAGAUAAUCAUUAUAUGACAUUAGCUAAGCCAGGUUCACAUCUAACUUCAUCUUCACUUUCACCUAUCCCUUGGUCUGCUGGACCUUUGAGGUACCACACAAAAUCUGUCAUCCCUCUUUUCCAUUCAUCUUUGUCAUUUGCGUUUGACAGAAUUUAAUACCGAUAUUCUUGAUGAAAAUAUUGAAACCUGCCUUUUUACCGGCCUGGGUGGACCACUUUAGGUGCCGAUUUUAAGUUUGUGUUUCUACACAAACUGUCUUUAUAACCUUGUUUUUUUUUUUAAUAACUUACCUGUAACCUAAGUAUUUUAAUAUCGCUUGCCAAUGUUUUGAUGUGGAAUUAAAGUUAAUAUUCAGUUAAGUAUAGGAUUGUACUUACUUUUGGCAGGAUCACACGCUUUAAAAGGACAAGAAAUAGCUAUCUCUUUUUUAGGUUAACACGAGUAAUAGACCUAGAUCCAGAUCUUAAAGAAAUGUAUAUAUAUACUUUGCGUUUAAAGAAUAUCUCUCUGUAAAUAAAGAGCGGAUCCUCUUUUUGUCAAUGGACCUCAUUCACCAAUCGUAAAUAAACAUCAUUUGUGCUUCUCUAUCUCGUCUAUACACAUUACGAUCUUAUUUAAUCAGCAAUGGCUAUCACGUGACAGUUUUUUUUCGUAGUUUUAUCAAUAUAAUCGCGAGACACUUCAUUUUGGUGAAUGAGGUCCAUUCCGUUAGUUGGAAAAUGUACUGUUAGAUAAUCCCCAACAGCUUUAAAUCAAUAUUUUAUAUUUUUGUAAUUAUAACAAAUCUACGAAUCUGUCCACAGUUAAUACCAAUUACAGGUACCUGCAUGGUUAGAACUGCGAGCAUUGUGUAUACAUCUAUAAAGCCCUCAAUGUUCAUAUAUAACAUUAUACGUGUCUCAUAGGAAAUCAAAUCGUUUACGAAGUUUCCCGUGACAGUUUUCGUAAUUUCUUUUUAAUGAUAUUCUUGAGAUGCCGGCGAGCGCUAAUUUCAAAGUAUUUUAUUUUGAAUAGUUUUUUUUUUCUAAAAAGAGCAACGCUCAUGCUUCUAGCUUGCUCAGUGCGUUACGUCAGUGGCGUAGCUAUGAAUGAGGUAGUUCCGGAUCUCUUCUCAGUCACGUGGGUGUGUUGUUUACAUUAAUGACCUCAUCGAUUUAACUGUAAUUUAAACAUGAAAAUAGUCUAGAUCUAGACAUCUUAAAGUCAUAAAAAGUAUGUUACAAUAAUUCACUAAUUUUCAUGAUUAUUUAGUAGGUCUACUAGAUCUAGGUUAGCACUAGAACUAGAUCUACAUCUUAUCAUAGGAAGAUACUGCACAACUGGUUGCCUAGAGAGUUUCAUCUACACAAAACUUUACUUUAUGUAUUAAUAACCUUUCAAAGUGUCUUGCGCCAGUAUUUUGGUGAAUUUAUUUAUUUUGGCUUCAUACACGAACCGAUGCUGUACAAGUAUGGACGUCACCACCUAACUUAUUUUUAGCGUCCCCCGAAAGGGGAAAAGACGCUAUUAGUUUUGUGUAAAAUGUCUGUCCGUUUGUCCGUCCGUCCCGUUUAGAUCUCGUAAACUAGAAAAGAUAGUGAAAACCCGACAUCACAGUAUUUUAGACCAUUCAAAGUUCUGAUGCAUCUCUUUAUUUUUCUGAAAGCGAAAAAUCUAAUUUUUUAAAUCACUUAUGCAAGCAGAUUUUUAAAGAGAAAAAGCUAUUUAGUAUGCAUUAUAAGUUAGACCUAAUUUAAAACGAAUAGUAAUCUUGUAAACUGCAUUUUCUUAUCCCACAUUGCGAAUGUCCAUUUAUCCAGUACUUCAAGUAUCUAAAUUAGAGAUUGAGCCUUUUCAAAACAAUUACAUCAAUAAUAAGACUUCAGUAAGCCAGGGGAGGCGCGGUUGUUGAGCGGUCCCGGGUUCGAAUCCUUUUGAAAACUGGGAUUUUCAACUUCGGAGUCCACCCAGCUCUAAUGAGUACCUGACAUUAGUUGGGAAAAAGUAAAGGCGGUUGGUCGUUGUGCUGGCUACAUGACACCCUCGUUAACCGUAGGCCACUAAAACUUUACAUCAUCUGCUCUAUAGACCACAAGGUCUGAAAGGGGAACUAGUUAGGCCAGGCUAAAAUUUAACAUUGCAUUCACUUGCACCUAUCCUUUGAUCUGCUGGACCGUUAGGGCACUACACAAGAUCUGUUAACCUUCAUUAUCCAUUCUUUUCUCUCAUUUGUCUUUGAUAUAAUUUCAUUCGGAUGUUCUUUCUGAAAAUAUUGAAGCCUGCCUGGGUGGACCACUUCGGGGGCCGAUUUUGAGUUUGUGUUUCCACACAAACUGUCUUUGUAACCUUGUUGUUGUUUUUUUUUGUUAUGUUUCUUUUUUCACAUCGUGCAUGCAAUAAUUUCAUCUAGUCUUGGUAAACGUCUUCUGGUUAUUAUUUCUACACCCAGUGAGAUGUAUUAUCAAUAGUAACACUUAAAAGUUUACACUUGAAUGUUAUUCAUUGUUCGCUAACCAAUUAUCAGAGUGUUAGUGUUACUUAACAUUCAUGACCAAAUUAUACAAAUAUUUAUGUAGAUUGUGAAUAUAAUAUUACUUUUUUUUUUUUUAUCUAUCACAUACGUGCAGGUUGCAUUUGAUGCUAAUGCUAAUGUGUCCAGGAAACAUGCAUGCAUUUACAUAUAGAUCUUUUUAUUUAGAUUUUAUUAUUUUUUUUAUGCAAUAAAUGACAUCAUGUUUAGACAUGAAGAUUAUUCAUAUAAGAUAUUCUAGUCUUAAUAUAUUUUUGUGGUCUGGCAUUCUUUUUUUUUCUCCUCAUUUGUUUAUUACCAAUCGCUGUUUGUAUCUAUGAUUUUGCUUUUUGUAUUGUGAAUGAAUAGAUUGUUUUUAAUGCAUAUUAAAUUAUUUGUGGAUGGCAGUAUUCUGCUAAUAGCAGCUAAUUUUGUGUCAAUGUUUACGUACAUCUAGAAACACUAAUUUUUUAGCGGCUUCAGCAAGGGGAAAAACCGCGAUUAGGUUUGUGCAAAAUUUCUGCCAUCCCCCGUCGUCCAGCGGGAGGUUUGGAAAACGAAGAUAAAUAUCUUUCACUUUGAAGGAACAUCCGAAACAUGUACAACCGAAAAAGAACAACAUUUUUUUUUACAACAGCAUAUGACUCUUUGAAACAUUAUUACUUUUGACAAUCAAAAUUAAAUCACGUCUUGAAUAUUCCUUGCGAAUAGGCAGAUCCGACAGGGAUCCGACAGGGACCGCCUCUGUGUUUGUGUGAAAACACAAACUCUCAUUGUAAUCUUACAAUUUAUAAUAAAGUACUUCCCGGCCAUUUAGUGUAUUAGUUACUACAAACUUGUUUGGGCAUUGUUCCAGGUGCUUCCUUUCAGUAAGAACGAUACUGGGAGUGAUUUCUUUGUCGUUAUUUAAGUAUAAACGAGUUAUAUCCCUUGGCUUAUAAAUUGCCCAGGGUAUGAGUGUGACCACUAGAGCUGUACGUGAGGUGAACUGAGAGUUUGUUGCAUGACAGGAGAAGUUUGUCCUUAUCUUGGAGUAGAAGCAGAUGUCUAUACUCUGUCACAGAACGUUUUAUAUAUUGAAAUAAACUAGUACUUUCGUGAA
Biomphalaria glabrata is the source of this 6660-nucleotide messenger RNA. RefSeq lists its product as uncharacterized. The transcript is spliced from 10 exons. Lineage: Eukaryota; Metazoa; Mollusca; Gastropoda; Planorbidae. The coding region runs from base 1053 to 1982 and encodes 309 amino acids. The record is from RefSeq and is a predicted model, not a curated record.